CAGCUUGUUGUUGUGGAGGCCAAAAUGGCGGCUCAGGCGGCGGCGGCGGCUCAGGCUGCGGCGGCCCAGGCAGCGCAGGCCGAGGCGGCUGAGUCGUGGUACCUGGCGCUCCUGGGCUUUGCCGAACACUUCCGCACUUCCAGCCCGCCCAAGAUCCGCCUGUGUGUGCACUGCUUGCAGGCCGUGUUCCCCUUCAAGCCGCCGCAGCGCAUUGAGGCCCGAACACACCUGCAGCUCGGCUCCGUGCUCUACCACCACACCAAGAACAGCGAGCAGGCGCGCAGCCACCUGGAGAAGGCGUGGUUGAUAUCCCAGCAAAUCCCGCAGUUUGAAGAUGUUAAAUUUGAAGCAGCAAGUCUUUUGUCUGAAUUAUACUGUCAAGAGAAUUCCGUUGAUGCAGCAAAGCCACUGCUGCGGAAAGCAAUCCAGAUCUCACAGCAGACCCCAUACUGGCACUGCCGCCUGCUCUUCCAGCUUGCUCAACUGCACACACUUGAGAAGGACCUGGUGUCAGCCUGUGACCUCCUGGGUGUGGGGGCCGAGUAUGCCCGGGUGGUGGGAUCUGAGUACACACGGGCACUGUUCCUGCUCAGCAAAGGGAUGCUAUUGCUGAUGGAGCGCAAGUUGCAGGAAGUCCACCCACUGCUGACCCUUUGUGGACAGAUAGUUGAGAACUGGCAAGGGAACCCCAUCCAGAAAGAGUCUCUGCGUGUCUUCUUCCUGGUGCUCCAGGUGACCCACUACUUGGAUGCUGGACAGGUAAAGAGCGUGAAGCCAUGCCUGAAGCAGCUGCAGCAGUGCAUCCAGACCAUCUCCACACUGCACGAUGAUGAGAUCUUGCCCAGCAACCCCGCUGACCUCUUCCACUGGCUGCCCAAGGAGCACAUGUGCGUGCUUGUCUACCUGGUGACUGUGAUGCACUCCAUGCAAGCUGGCUACCUAGAGAAGGCACAGAAGUACACAGACAAGGCCCUCAUGCAGCUGGAGAAGCUCAAGAUGCUCGACUGCAGCCCCAUUCUGUCCUCCUUCCAAGUAAUCCUGCUCGAGCACAUCAUCAUGUGCAGGCUCGUCACAGGACACAAGGCCACAGCGCUGCAGGAGAUCUCCCAGGUCUGUCAGCUGUGCCAGCAAUCCCCCCGGCUCUUCUCCAACCAUGCAGCACAGCUGCAUACACUGCUGGGCCUGUACUGUGUCUCUGUCAACUGCAUGGACAACGCUGAAGCCCAGUUCACCACAGCUUUGCGGCUCACCAAUCACCAGGAGCUGUGGGCCUUCAUCGUGACCAAUCUGGCGAGUGUGUAUAUACGGGAAGGAAAUAGACACCAAGAGGUACUGUACAGCUUGUUGGAGAGGAUCAAUCCAGACCACAGCUUCCCUGUCAGCUCGCACUGCCUCCGAGCAGCAGCUUUCUACGUGCGUGGGCUCUUCUCCUUCUUCCAGGGACGCUAUAACGAGGCUAAGCGAUUUCUGCGGGAAACCCUGAAGAUGUCCAAUGCAGAGGACCUGAACCGGCUUACAGCCUGCUCCCUUGUGCUCCUGGGCCACAUCUUCUAUGUGUUGGGAAACCAUAGGGAGAGUAACAACAUGGUGGUGCCGGCCAUGCAGCUAGCCAGCAAGAUCCCAGACAUGUCAGUGCAGCUGUGGUCGUCGGCCCUGCUAAGAGACCUGAACAAAGCCUGCGGGAAUGCCAUGGAUGCCCAUGAAGCUGCCCAGAUGCACCAGAACUUCUCGCAGCAGCUGCUCCAGGACCACAUCGAGGCAUGCAGCCUCCCUGAGCACAACCUCAUCACGUGGACAGACGGCCCGCCUCCUGUGCAGUUCCAAGCUCAGAAUGGACCCAACACCAGCCUGGCCAGCCUCCUGUGAGACCCCUGGACAGGGCCACUCAGCCUCUUCGGGCCUCUGUGGGGCCUGGUGUGUCCCCGACUUCCACCCAGAUGGCACUUGAGCUUUCCUUAGAGACGUGCUGGCGUGGCUGUCCCCAGGCUUCUUUCCCGACUGUCUCCAGAGCUUCCAAGUCCCUGGGGAGUGUGGAGGGCCAAUUCCUGUCCUCCCAGGAAGGGCCGGCUGGCCGUUCUUGCCGAGUACCAGGAGUCCGGGUGCUGAGGCUCGCAGGUGGGAUUUUGGAGCCAACUUUCCAGAACCAUCCUUCACAGUGGACUUGAGCUGCCAGUCCUGCUUCCACGUCUGAGUCAUAUCUUCAAGAGAGUGUGUCUGGGCGGGGAGUGGAGUGCCAGCCACCAGCCAGCUCCUGAUCCUGCAUGCAGGGGUGGUCAUUACCACGAAGGUGCCACAUGACUUCCAUUGCCUGGGCCUUUAUGCUGGGCUGGAGUGUUUCCUCUGCUCAUGGCAGCUUCCAGUGCCCAGAGGCAAGACACCAGUUUCUGGCCCAAAAUUAGAGGGAAGAAGUCAUUGCUCAUGUCAGGGACAAAAAUGCACGUCCCACCACGAUGCUUUUCCCAGCUUGCCUUUCUGUCCAGCUCCAUCCUUUUGGCAGCUGGGACCUCUAGCUAGGGGCCCUGGGGAACCCAGGAACUUGGCUUCCAAACAUCUGCACAUUGACUGGAUUCACUGUCCAGCCGUGGGGGUAUAUGUGUGUGCGUGUGUGUGUGUGGCUUCACAGAGCUGGCACCCAGAGCAGAAACCUGUGUUUGCACCAGCCACCCUCCCCCUGUCAGCGUCCAUAGUGCGGGGCAAGAAGCAAGGGAGAGGGACCUUCCUCAGCCCAACUCAGGGUGCCGGAUCAAAGGGGCUUGCUUUCUGGCAGCUCUGCAGCCUCCUUUGUGGAGAAUGUUUGCAGACACCUGAAGCUCCACCAGCCUGCAGGCAGCCACUCCCUUGGCCCCCUGCCCUGUUUUCAGAGGGAAGGAGGAGGAAACCUACCUGCCUUGGGUCUCAGAACAGCAUUGAAAACUUUUCCUGAGCUGGACCCCAGGAGGCUCUGCCAGGCCCAGACAGCCAUUCUUGGUUCUGUGUUCCUCUUGGUUAGUUGAGGAGGUGCCCCAGGUGAUAGUGACGUUGGGGGCAGUCAAAGCAGCUGCCGCCUUUAGCUUCCGGCACCUGGGAUCAUCUCCCUGAUGAGGGCUGGUGAGUGGUUUUGCUAGUCACAGCUGCUUGUUUGUUCAAGUUUAGUCACCCAGCACCGUGAAGGCUUUUUCUCGAAGCCUCAGUGUCCGUGAAGGAAGGAAUGUUGGGAUCACUCAGGUCAACUGCCUGGGCCCUGAGGCCUGGGUGUGCCUUAGCCAUAAGCAGGCCUGUCAGCAGACCUUCCUGCUCUGGGCCACUGCCCAUAUCAGGGCGCUACUGCCCUCUUGGGGGCCCGCAACAGGCAUGCAAGUGAGCUACUGGUUGAAGGGACAGGCUGGCAGAGUUUUGUCCUAAGAGGACCCGCCCUCUCUGUGUCAUCCUGGGUCACUCGAAAGAGUCUGGCCAUCUCCCAUGCUCCCUGGGGCUGCCCCCUUGAUGACACCACUGGGCCUGUGAGGUCUGCAAAUGUGGGUCUGACGUCUGGUCAUGAGCUGUCCACAUCCUGUCUUCCUCCCCCCCUCAAGGGUGCCCCCCAGGUCCUCCCCUCCACCCAAGGGACAGAGCACCUGUCUUGCUAUAGGCUGCGCCUGCAGGCCUGGACCCCACACUGUCGAACCUCUCCAGACCCACAUUUCUUCAGUCACACUUUACAUCAUGCUUGUCUCUGUGUAUUUAUUUAAACCUGUUAAAGUGCUUUUAGUGACCACUUUGUUAUCUAUGUAUAUGUAAAGUUAAGGUUAAGUUCGUAAGUUUACAGUUAAGAAUUCAGUACUCGAUAUUAAAUAUUCCACUCUAGAUUUAUGGAAGCCAACCCGCGUGUACUGCAUGCGUGCGUGUGUGUGAGCUUUGAAUGUCCCCUUCACUGCAGCACCUUUCAAUUACAUAAAGCUGUCAUAAUCUUCCUGUGAGUCCAGAUUCAGUGCCUCACAGUUUCUCAAUCAUAAGAAUUUAAGACAGAGCAAGCAAGCCCCCAGGGAGACAUUAUAGCUAGCGUCAUAUAAGUAAGUGUUCAGGAAAAAACAGAUAAAUAAAAACUUCAAACCCUUAAGCAUACAGGGGUGCGAGGGAAUAGCAGAAAGAUUCCUGUUGGCAGGUAAAUUAAAGCUGGUCAAACCCCUUGUGUGCGCCUUCCACUUCCUCCUAUGAGCAGUGGUGGCCCUCAGGGCCUACGGUUCUGGGGACGUUGGUCCAGGAGGUGCCAGGUUCCCUCGGAGACAGCUGCCUUCCCCUGUUGGAUCCCCCCAGCCGUCCGUGGGUGAGGCCAGGGUCCUCCCCCUUGGGUAAGCACUCCCCGUCCCAUUUAUUGGGAGCACAGGCAGGGAAAUCGGAAAGGGCUGCCUGGCACAGUUGGUAAAUUUGUUGGUUGCAUUGUCUUUGUUUCCUUUAAGGGUUUUCAAUAGUAUGUUUGGCAUACGGUCUUUUAAUGGGUUUGCAGUGUCUUAUGUUUUUAGCAGCCUGUAUCUUCAGCUGGUGCUUUUAAUCAGGAAAAAAUUCUGUAAAUACAAGAAUUGUUUAAAAGACAUAACCGUAGAACAUAGCUUCUCGUUUGUAGGUUUCUUUUCCUAUAUAUUCAAAGUAAAAUAACUCUAGGGAGCCAUCA
Molecule: messenger RNA, 4627 nt
Organism: Physeter macrocephalus (sperm whale)
Lineage: Eukaryota; Metazoa; Chordata; Mammalia; Artiodactyla; Physeteridae
Gene: MAU2
Product: MAU2 sister chromatid cohesion factor
Exons: 19
Coding region: 25-1866 (613 amino acids)
Biological process (GO): mitotic sister chromatid cohesion; maintenance of mitotic sister chromatid cohesion
Cellular component (GO): chromatin; SMC loading complex
Molecular function (GO): protein binding; double-stranded DNA binding
Source: RefSeq, a predicted model, not a curated record